UGGUUCACAGUCAUGUGAUACGUGUUGCCUUCUGCGUGUCGUCGUCGGCUGGGCAGCAUACAUUUAGUUGAAAGUUUAUACCUCUGAAGUCUUGUGUUUUUAGACUAAACUCACAAUGGCAAUAACUUCGUUUGCGAUCGCGAUUUCCGUGAUGACUGUGUUCUGGGGUAUUGUUGGAGGAAUUGUGCCUUGGUUUAUCCCCAAAGGACCAAACAGAGGUGUGAUAGUGACGAUGCUGGUGCUAACUGCAGUCUGCUGUUACCUUUUCUGGUUGAUAGCCAUUCUGGCCCAGUUGAACCCGCUGUUUGGGCCUAGCCUGUCCACUGAUGUUAUUUGGUACCUGCGCUAUCACUGGCCUUAAUUUGCCUUUCUGGGGCUCCCAACCCUUAAGCAGCAGGAUGACCUUGCAGUGCUGCACACCAGUGGAUGUUUGCCAUUGCAGAGAUCAGUUGUCCCCAAUUGCCUUAAAACUCUGAACCCUGUAUGAUUAUUGAGUGGCACCAGUGCCUUGUGUAUAUAAUGACUCCCAAAGGGCUGUGAGAUCUGUGUGGAUGUGCUGUGACUUAAAUUAAAGUAACAUUUCCUUGUUGCAGUUUUGUUUAUAUAUUAUGUACAUUGUGUUCAACAAUAUUGUUAGCAUGGAUAGCAGUUGUUGUGUGAGUGUGUGUGUGUGUAUGUGUGAAGUUUGUGUCAGCUGGUUCAUCAGAUAAUUAAUAAAUUAAUAAACAAAUCAUUCAUCCAUAAUUGUUUGUAAUUAUAUAUAUUUUUUCAAAUAUAAAAGUGUUCCUUUCUACAUAAUUAUGUUGAAAGUCAUUUACACAUUAAACACAUUUGUCACUAAAAUAUUUUCAUAGGGCAUAGAAAAUGCUGUUGUUUUUUUGUAGUUUAUCUGAAAAAAAUGACCCCAUAAAACAUUUUUCAUGCAGUCAUUAUUGAUAACGACGUUUUUUGCGUAACAAAACACGUCAAACAGCGACGUUGACGUACGGACUUCAAAUUGGCCUCUUUGCUUUCCGUAGCUCCAGCCGGCUACGUUGGCAACAUGGCGUCGUCAGAUGUCCACGUCCGAAUAUGCGAACAAGAAAUACUCAAAUAUGACUUGGAAAUUAAAGCUCUCAUCCAGGUGCGAAUAUUUCUUUGGAUAUCAGUGAGUGCACAGGCCCUCAAAGCAAGCUGACAGAAUUAAAUGGAGAAGUGAAAAAGAACUUCCUCAGCUUAAGACUACGGAUUCAGGACUUUGAGCAGAUGGCAAUGGAGCAGGACAAAGAGUCAGACAAGCAGGCCUUGAUGACUCAGGUAGAAGGCCACA
This is a messenger RNA of Haplochromis burtoni (Burton's mouthbrooder), 1309 nucleotides long. RefSeq names its product ATPase H+ transporting V0 subunit e1 (gene atp6v0e1). Gene Ontology annotation, cellular component: proton-transporting V-type ATPase, V0 domain. Lineage: Eukaryota; Metazoa; Chordata; Actinopteri; Cichliformes; Cichlidae. Gene Ontology annotation, biological process: proton transmembrane transport. The coding region runs from base 116 to 361 and encodes 81 amino acids. Gene Ontology annotation, molecular function: proton-transporting ATPase activity, rotational mechanism. The record is from RefSeq and is a predicted model, not a curated record. The transcript has 6 exons.